Molecule: messenger RNA, 162 nt
Organism: Stereum hirsutum FP-91666 SS1
Lineage: Eukaryota; Fungi; Basidiomycota; Agaricomycetes; Russulales; Stereaceae
Exons: 1
Biological process (GO): DNA integration
Molecular function (GO): nucleic acid binding
Source: RefSeq, a predicted model, not a curated record
GGAACGUACGUGAUGGACAACGGAGAGUUGAAGUCGACUGCGAUAAAGGACUGGUGCGCAUCGCAUGGAAUGGUUCACCAAUUCACGGCACCAUACUCUUCCGCUCAAAACGGAAGAUGCGAACGUCGCCACCUCACGAUAUUCAAUAAAGGCCGAACUAUG